UUCUGAUCCGUUUAUUGUUUUGAAUUUACAGCCCUAACAAUAACUAACAUCCCAUUCCCAGUUUUCUUCUUUCUCCUCCCUUCACAGCCGCCGCCGCCGCCGGCCAUCGCCGACCACCGUAACUAAUCACCGAAGACAGCCCUCGAACCACUAAAUGGUGGGUCUGUCAGUAGGAGAAAAACAUUACAUUAAGGGUGGAAUUGCUCAAGAUCUUCGAACAGAUGGGCGUAAACGGUUAACUUACCGUCAUAUCUAUGUUGAAACUGGAGUAAUUGCUCAGGCAAAUGGUUCAGCAAGAGUUAAGCUUGGUGCUACUGAUGUAAUUGCCAGUGUAAAGGCUGAAAUUGGAAGACCAAAUCCAUCACAUCCUGACAAAGGCAAGGUUUUUAUAUAUAUUGAUUGCAGUCCAACCGCAGAGCCAACUUUUCAGGGUAGAGGAGGUGAUGAAUUGGCUGGAGAGCUCUCGACUGCUCUUCAGAGGUGUCUUUUAGGUGGUAAAAGUGGAUCAGGAGCUGGAAUUGAUUUGUCAUCUUUAUCGAUUGUGGAGGGGAAGGUCUGUUGGGAUCUUUACAUUGAUGGACUUGUGAUUAGUUCAGAUGGAAAUGUCUUAGAUGCAUUGGGCGCUGCUAUCAAGGCUGCUCUAAGUAAUACUGGCAUACCAAGAGCCAAUGUUGCUCCAGGUGCUGCUUCUGACGAGCAGCCCGAAGUCGACGUCAGCGAUGAGGAAUUUCUCCAGUUCGACACGUCAGGUGUACCCGUCAUUGUUACAUUGACAAAGGUGGGUAGACAUUAUAUUGUGGAUGCAACAGCAGAAGAGGAGUCUCAGAUGAGCUCUGCAAUAUCGGUUUCAAUAAAUAGGCAAGGAAAUGUAUGCGGGUUGAUGAAACGAGGUGGUGCAGGACUUGACCCGAGUGUUAUACUUGACAUGAUAUCGGUUGGUAAACAUGUAAGUCAGCAGUUGAUCAACAAAUUGGAUUCAGAAAUAUCUGCAGCUGAAGCAGCAUGUGAAGAGGAUUGAUGAAGAUAAGUCAGAUUGUUUCUUUCUUUUUCUGCUGUUCUAUUAUGAACUUCAUCCAAGUGUCUUCUAUUCAACUUCAUAUUUCUUAAAUCAAAUCUCUAGUUCAACAUACUCCUA
Molecule: messenger RNA, 1135 nt
Organism: Impatiens glandulifera
Lineage: Eukaryota; Viridiplantae; Streptophyta; Magnoliopsida; Ericales; Balsaminaceae
Product: exosome complex component RRP42
Exons: 8
Coding region: 155-1018 (287 amino acids)
Biological process (GO): nuclear polyadenylation-dependent mRNA catabolic process; U5 snRNA 3'-end processing; nuclear polyadenylation-dependent rRNA catabolic process
Cellular component (GO): cytoplasmic exosome (RNase complex); nuclear exosome (RNase complex)
Source: RefSeq, a predicted model, not a curated record